AAACAAAACAGCUCUCUCUCUCUCUCUAUCUGUAUCUGUGUAAUGUUUUUGUCAUUUUGCACUUCUUCCCUCAGUUUUACAAGGAGAAAACCUCCAUCGCCCCCCAAAAACCCAGGGGCCUUCCACGUUUCUUUUGUUUUUCUCCUCACGCAUGCAAAAAAUCCAACCUUUUUCUUUAUAUAAUUCGCCUUCCCCCUUCAUCUCCUCCCUCCCCACAAUAACAUUCUCUAACCCAAACAGAUAAAGAAAGAAAGAGAGAUUGGCCGAAAAUGCGGAUGAGCUGUAAUGGAUGUAGAGUUCUGAGGAAAGGGUGCAGUGAAAAUUGUAGCAUAAGACCGUGUUUGGCUUGGAUCAAAUCCCCCGACGCUCAGGCCAACGCUACUGUCUUUCUCGCCAAGUUCUACGGCCGUGCCGGUCUCAUGAACCUCAUCAACGCCGGUCCCGACCACCUUCGCCCUGCUAUUUUCCGGUCGUUAUUGCACGAAGCGUGUGGGAGGAUCGUGAAUCCGAUCUACGGUUCGGUGGGUUUGCUUUGGUCGGGAAGUUGGCAUCUUUGCCAAGCCGCCGUGGAAGCUGUCCUUAAAGGUGAGCCGAUCACGCCUAUCGCCACCGACGCGGCGGCCGACGGUCAGGGUCCACCGCUCAAGAUCUACGACAUCCGCCACGUGUCCAAGGACGAGAACUCCGCCUCUGCCUCCGCCGACCGGAAGCGCCCCAAGACCCGCCGGACCCGCCGGUCCUCCGCCGCGAAGCCGGUGGAUCCGCCGGAACCGAAGUGCGUUGGCGGGGACGAGGCGAGCCACGAGUCGUCGCUGAGCCACCAGUCGGAGGUUGUGGCGGGGGGGGGGGGUCACGACGGAGGGGAGAGCAAGGAGACGGAGAGCGAGACGACGGCGGAGGCGACGGUGACGGAGUGCGGGGAGAUAGAGCUGGAGCUGACGCUGGGGAUGGAGCCGGUGUCACGUGCGUAUCACGUGGUACCGAUGAAGAAGAGGAGGGUGGGUGUGUUUGGCACGUGUCAAGAUGACAGCACGUGUAAGACUGAGCUGGUGCUUUGAAGGAAAGAUUAUACAUAUAUACAUGUCUAUCUAUGUAUGUACAAUAGGAGUUUUGGUUCGUGUCGGCUCACAGCUCGGCUCUGUUCAGCUUUCGAAGCCGAGCCGUUAACAAUUCCGUUUACCCUUAA
Tarenaya hassleriana is the source of this 1186-nucleotide messenger RNA. RefSeq names its product LOB domain-containing protein 41. Gene Ontology annotation, biological process: regulation of gene expression. The record is from RefSeq and is a predicted model, not a curated record. Bases 270 to 1058 code for a protein of 262 amino acids. The transcript has 2 exons. NCBI's taxonomy places the organism in Eukaryota, Viridiplantae, Streptophyta, Magnoliopsida, Brassicales, Cleomaceae.